Dromiciops gliroides (monito del monte) is the source of this 1188-nucleotide messenger RNA. It is a transcript of the gene ARR3, whose product is annotated as arrestin 3. Gene Ontology annotation, molecular function: G protein-coupled receptor binding. The record is from RefSeq and is a predicted model, not a curated record. Gene Ontology annotation, biological process: visual perception; G protein-coupled receptor internalization; signal transduction. Lineage: Eukaryota; Metazoa; Chordata; Mammalia; Microbiotheria; Microbiotheriidae. The transcript has 15 exons. The coding region runs from base 1 to 1188 and encodes 395 amino acids.
AUGGCCACCAGCUCCAAGGUGUUUAAGAAGACCUGCUCCAACGGGAAGCUUUCCAUCUACCUGGGAAAACGGGACUUUGUGGACCACAUAGACUCAGUGGAACCCAUUGAUGGUGUUGUCCUGAUUGACCCUGAGUACUUGAAAGAUCGAAAAGUGUUUGUGGUACUGACUUGUGCCUUCCGCUAUGGCCGGGAUGAUCUGGAUGUGAUCGGUCUAACGUUCCGCAAAGACCUCUAUGUACAGGCUCUGCAAGUGUUCCCCAAAGAGCCCACUCAGGCACCACUGGCCCUCACAACCCUUCAAGAAGGCCUGCUGCACAAGCUCGGAGACAAUGCCCAGCCUUUCACUUUCCAGCUGCCCACCAAUCUACCCUGUUCAGUGACUCUGCAGCCUGGGCCCGAGGAUGCUGGAAAGGCCUGUGGAGUGGACUAUGAAGUGAAAUGUUUCUAUGCUGAGAAUUUAGAAGAGAAAAUCCACAAGAGGAACUCUGUACGUCUGAUCAUUCGGAAGGUGCAAUUUGCCCCCCUGGACCUAGGCCCCGGGCCCCGGGCCGAGACUACCCGGCACUUCCUUCUGUCUGACCACCCCCUGAAGCUAGAAGCUUGGAUGGACAAGGAGGUUCACUACCACGGGGAAGCCAUCUCCAUCCAUGUUGCCGUCAACAAUGGCAGCAACAAGCUCAUCAGGAAGAUCAAGGUGGCAGUGGAACAGAUUGUCAAUGUCAUCCUCUACUCUGGGGACAAGUACACCAAGACUGUGUUUGCUGCAGAAUUUGGAGAGACCAUAGCUGCCAAUUCCACCUUCUCCAAGAGCUUCCCAGCGACUCCAAGCCUGGCUGCCAACCGCCAGAAACAGGGUCUGGCCUUGGAUGGCAAACUUAAGCAUGAAGACACCAAUCUGGCCUCUAGCACCAUCCUUCAGCCUGGCACAGACAAAGAGGCGCUGGGGAUCCUGGUGUCCUACCAAGUCAGGAUCAGCAUAGCUGUAUCUCGUGGAGGCAUCCUAGGAGACCUGACAUCCAGUGACAUGAGUGUGGUGCUUCCCUUGAGCCUGAUGCAUCCCAAACCAUCUUAUGGUGAUGAGGAUAUCAUCAUUGAAGACUUUGCUCAGCAAUGGCCAAAGCUCCAGGGGCCAGAUGAGAUUGAGGAAGAGGGUGCCACCACUGCCCCUGGGGCUGAGGACAACUGA